CAGCUCAUUAUUUCAUUGAAAACUAUUUGAAAAGUCAGCUAUUUCGAUACAUAAUAUCGAGGUGUUUUUGUAGUGAAAAGCUUAUUGUUUAGUUAGAAUGCUCCUAGUGAACGGUGUUCCGUAUGGAUAGCCAGGGUCGCUUUGACGUCCGCCAGGUUUUCCAAGACUGCAACCCAAGCAAAUUUGUGAUUUAUGCUUGCCUACUCUUGCAGUCCAUUGUUCUCUCGAUACGCCUGGACAACACCAUCACCGCAAGCUACUGGCUUGUCCUUAUUCCGCUAUGGGUCUGGAAAGCCAUUGCAUUCACUGGCGCCGCCGUAGGCUAUGCAGUGUUCCGGCGGCAUCCCGAGAGCCGGUAUGAUGAGGACGCAAGGAAGGACAUACUUGCUAUGUUCAUUUCAACCGGACUUCACGUAUUGAUUCUACUCUUUGAGAUCAUGAUGUGUCUGCGCCUGGAGGGCCUGGAUAUUGCAUGGCGGCUCGUAUUCAUCCCACUGUUCCUACUGUGCGUCUCGUCUCUGCUCUCCUGUAUCUUCUCUUUUCGCGCCAAGCGUAACUUUGAGGUGGAGAUUCUCUUCCUGGUGAACACGCUGCUGCUAAUUUUUAUUGCUUUGCGUCUGGACAAUGUUAUCGUGUGGCAAUGGAAUACGGUCUUCAUUCCUUUUUGGCUAUUUUUGGUGGUUUACUUCCUUAUUGCCAUCUACCACCUCGUCUGCUCCGUUUCCGUGCUGAAGAGAGUUACGGUGGUCGAGCCUGAUGCAUAUUGUUCAACGUCAGUACAUGGAUUUGUCUCGAUGCUGGUCUUUAUCCCUCUGCUGACUUUCUCGGUACUGCUGGUGCGGAAGUUGGAUGGUGAAAUCGGACCAUCCUUUGCUGCACUGUUUGUGCCACUACACAUUGCGCUGCUGGCGUUGUGCAUCUCUGCGUUGUACAAGCGAGGCAGCAACCAGUGGUGGUUUGGCCUCCGUAUGGACUGCUACAGCUUUGUGCUGGCACACUCAUCAGCGCUACAGGAGUAUGGCAACAUCACGUACCGCAAGUCUGCACCAAACGAGUUCCCGGACCGUGAAGUAGUGGUGCUGGCCAGCGGUUCUCAUGCUGCACUGCCUAGCGAUGCACCGGCAGCUGCAACAACCAAGAAAGAUCCAUGUAGACAGACAAGUGACAUUGAAAUGUUGGAUAUACGUUUACCGGAUUGAGGAUUGGACUGUGCUGAGUAAUUGUACAGCAGCAGCAGCUGGUUGUAUGUACCGACUGCUCUGUUGACAAUUACGGGUCACCUUGAGCAAACCUGUUUUCUUUCUAUUGCUACAGUGUAGUGGUAUGUGCAAGUCUUAUCAAAUGCAUUCUGUAAAUAUCUCCAUUCUUGUGUAGGCCAGUAACUGUCCCCGGACAUCUGCAUGGUAGUGAUGUUGUAUAAUACGAGUGUGUGUGUGUGCACGUGUGUGUGUGUGCAUGUGUGCACGUGUGUGUGUGUGCGCGCGCGUGUGUGUGUGUCCGUGUCCUCCUUGCACAUACAGUUUGUCUUUCUCCUUGUAAAUACUUAUAUAUAUUUAUAUAGUGUCGUUUUCGACUUGCUGUAAUGCUAGCCUGUAGUUGUUAGGACCAGCAGCAGUGCCGUGUUGUCCUGCUUUCUUGUCCUGUUCUGGUUUCUUACAUGCCGUUCAACUAGUCUCCAUCGCUGCUAUAUCUUAUUAUUAUCAACAUACUACCCAGUCCUGUUCUACCGAUAGUUUUGUAUCCAAGUCUUAUUUUAUUGUAGUGUUUCUAGUCCGUUUGCUGAUCUCCCACAUUCGCAUUCAUAUUAUAUUUUGUAGGCAAUCUACUUGUGGAGUGGCGAGGCUAAUCCCAGCUCUGCAAUUGUUAUAACCUGUCCAAGUACUCCAGCACUCUAUGUAUGGUCGUUGUCUGAGUAAGACCACUAUA
Sycon ciliatum is the source of this 1926-nucleotide messenger RNA. Its product is annotated as transmembrane protein 185-like. Bases 123 to 1199 code for a protein of 358 amino acids. Lineage: Eukaryota; Metazoa; Porifera; Calcarea; Leucosolenida; Sycettidae. The record is from RefSeq and is a predicted model, not a curated record. The transcript has 7 exons.